AUGUAUGUUAAUAAAUAUUCGAUUCUACUCAUCCUCGUCAUUUUUUCGCUUGUUCUAUUUUGCUAUACAAAUGCCGAUUCAAGUGAACAACAGGAUCAUUUAAUUGAUAGUAGUGAUGAAGAAUAUGAUGACUUAGUGGAUCUUUACCAUGGUGCGUCAAUUCAUCCUUUCCUUAUCAAUCAACGAGCAUCACUUCGACCGUUUGCCGGCAAACGUGCAUCACUACGCCCCUUCGGUAGACGGGCAUCAUUACGUCCGUUCGGAAAACGUGCAUCGUUACGUCCAUUUGGUAAGCGUGCGUCGCUACGUCCUCAAAGCUACGUGGGUAAACGGAAACAGCGAAGCAUCAUCUAUGAUGAUGAAUAA
Rotaria socialis is the source of this 366-nucleotide messenger RNA. NCBI's taxonomy places the organism in Eukaryota, Metazoa, Rotifera, Eurotatoria, Philodinida, Philodinidae. The record is from the annotation of a GenBank genome assembly.